UGACCAAGUGGUGCAAGAUGAUCCAACGUAUGCUGAAGAACAAGACUCAGUUCUUGAAGAUCUGAUGAGAAGGCUUGGAGUGGUUGGACAAAUGGCGUCAUCCUUGAAGGAGAAUUCAUCCGAUAAAAAUCAAAACCCACCUUCAUCCGAACAUAGACAACAGUUUCGAGUGGCCAGUGAUCUCAAGCCCUCGGCAUUAACAUAGGAAUCUACCCCACCUGAGAUGCGGGUUUGGAUUAGCCAAUUCAGAGCUUAUUACUCUGCGUCCAAAAUGGAUCUUCUUGGGCUUGAGGAGCAGAGGGCAUGUUUUUUGGCAAGAAUUGAAGGAGAGCUUCUCACAACAAUAGCUGGACGCAUCAGAAGCCAUACCAUUAAUGAAUGCUUCAGUUUACUAGAGGAUCGUUUCCUGGAAUUAUACCCCAUCUUUGGACGCCGUCUAGCAUGGAAACAGUGCAAGAAAAAGCAGUCGCAGAAGCUCGUCGACUAUUAUCAUCAAUACGAAUUAUUGGAGAUGAGGCCGAAAUCGGAAAAAUGACUGUGGAUGAGCAUCACAUGUUUGAAUUAAUUUUUGCAUGCCGUCACGACACCGACUUGUUCGUGAAGCUAUUGGAACUCAGGGAUCCAACGUUGGAAAUGGUUCUAAGCACGGCUACUGCCUUUGAGUCGGCUCGAAGAAUUCGGGAACAGGCCGUACCACUGACGACGUCAGUGGCGGCAGUUAUUGAUCAAGGUGCGUGUGAUCGUUGUGGACGCACUGGACAUUCACGUGUGAGCUGUCCACUCCGUGACGUUGUUUGCCAUGAAUGCGGCAAGGCGGGGCAUCUGGGGCGUGUUUGUCGUCAACGCAUUAAAUCAAGGGAAAGAUCAUCGUCCCGUGAAAGGCCGAAAUUCCGGGAGUCAGCCUAUGCCCAUGAUAGAUGUCGCGAUGGAUCACGUGAGAGCCAACGGGGCAGGGAUAGGGUUCGCAGAGCCCCAACACCAAGUCAUCGUGACCGGGGAAGCAGAAGGCCAUCCUCCGCCUAUAUUCCAGCUGUGGUUGACAAAACGUGUUUCCGAUCAACACCAACAAUACGGCUCUCCUGCACGUUUGAAAAGGGCAGAAUUCAAUACAUCACUGCUAUUCCAGACACGGGAGCUACUCGCACCUUGAUACCGGCAUCAAAACUACCACCGGACAUCAUGCCCCAACCAUCUUCAACAAAUCUUGUUGCUGCAAAUGGGUCAUCGAUAACCAAUGCUGGUUCUAUCUCGGUUGUGGUGUCAGUUCUAGGUGGUCCGACUACUUCCAUAUCCGCUAUUGUGUCACCAGAUUUGGUUGGUUCAAUGUUAAUUAGUUGGCACGAUCUUUUGGCCUUGAAUAUCAUCCCCAAGAACUUUCCCCGUCCGAUUCCUGGUGGUGACAUCGUCCGGGGUGUUGCGAGCAAGGAAAUUGAGGUGGCUGACACUGUGGACAAGAUCAAAGCUGAUUAUACAGAUGUGUUGGUGGAUUCUCUUGGCAAGGCAUCAGGUACAAUUCGGGGACCGAAAAUGAUUAUUGAGUUGGACAAGUCCGCAAACGUGAGGCCGUGCAAGCGGGAGCAAUUGUGCCAUGUACGGAACCCACUGAAUAGACCUCACCCGCUCACUUUGUCGAAAAGCCCGGAGGUAAAAAGGCAAGAUUGGUGACCGACUACCGACAAUUGAAUAAAGCAGUAAAGAGACCUAUUCAUCCUUUCUCGUCAGUGCAUGAUCUUAUGAAGCAAGUGAUACCAGAUUCGCGAUGGUUUGCAAAAUUGGAUGCAGUACAUGGAUAUUUUCAAGUGCCUUUGGACUAUGAGAGUUCCUUACUCACAGCCUUUCCGCUGCCUAGUGGCAAAUGGAGGUACACUGUGGCUCCCAUGGGAUUAAAUUCCAGCUCUGAUGAAUUUAAUAUUAGAACUGAUGCAGCUGUUGCGGGGCUUGAUUGGCUUAUGAAAAUAGUUGAUGAUAUGCUGGUGCAGGCCCCGACCC
Messenger RNA from Tigriopus californicus, 1989 nucleotides. RefSeq lists its product as uncharacterized. Gene Ontology annotation, molecular function: aspartic-type endopeptidase activity; zinc ion binding; nucleic acid binding. Lineage: Eukaryota; Metazoa; Arthropoda; Copepoda; Harpacticoida; Harpacticidae. The transcript has 2 exons. The record is from RefSeq and is a predicted model, not a curated record. The coding region runs from base 379 to 1665 and encodes 428 amino acids. Gene Ontology annotation, biological process: proteolysis.